AUGCACAGCAACUAUCACGCUCCUGUCAAAUCAACGAGCCACGAUGGGAUAUUAUGUGCUCAACAGAUAAACGAAGCCGUAGUUAACACAACAAUCUCACAGCUAAAGGCAAAGAUGGAAGAAAGCAAAGAUGGAUCACUACUCCCCAUUAUAGAUGCAUUGAAGGACUGCUGGCUUCUCGAGUUGGCAAAGCAGGACAGAGUGAGCAUAUCCCAGGGGAUACUAAAGGAGCGGAUAGCACGCCAUGCACAGGUUCUGCGAAAAGAGGCAGGAACAAGAUCAACAGAGAUGCUCGUGCCUAACGAACCAGACCGAGACCAGGAUUGUCCACUGGCUGACACAAAACAGACAAGAAAACGUGGUCGGUUCAGAAGUCUCGAUGGAGGUGCACCAAAGACCUAUAAGCUGGAACAUGAAUCCGAUUCUAGUGCACUUCAGCAGUUCAAAAGUCAGUUGCUGUUAAAAGACCAAUGUCUUCCAGGGGACUGUCCACGGAAUGUUAUUUGUGGACAGUUGCAGAUUAAAGAAUUCAAGGAGCUAAACUCGAUGCUUAGCUUGCCACCUGGUCGAAAUGGGCCCUAUUUUUUGAAAAAUGGCUUCGCUACGCUGAACGGUAAGACGGUGUACUUUCAUAAAUGCAUACUAACAAGGGCCGGACGCUCUUUUUCUCAUGAUGCUGCUGAAGAGCCAGAGCUCAAACGGGAGUAA
Messenger RNA from Giardia duodenalis, 708 nucleotides. RefSeq lists its product as uncharacterized. The transcript has a single exon. The coding region runs from base 1 to 708 and encodes 235 amino acids. NCBI's taxonomy places the organism in Eukaryota, Fornicata, Diplomonadida, Hexamitidae. The record is from RefSeq and is a predicted model, not a curated record.